ACAAGACAAAAACAACAAAUUAAUUAGGCAACCGUCUCGCGGGUUUAGCCCGGCCCCCUACUACCAGCUUAUUAUAUCUCGCCUCCACGUCCUCGUCGCUCACAACGCGACACACUCCCAAGCACACACACAGAGCGCGCGCGCGCGCGCCCAUGCAGCAGCAGCAGCAGCCGCGCAUGGCGGACAUUGACCUCGACGCCGUGCGCGCCGUCCGCGUGCUCGGCCGCGGCGCCAUGGGCACCGUGUUCCUCGUCGCCGCGGCGGCGGACGACGCCGCCGGCGGCGGGGCGUGCUACUACGCGCUCAAGGUCUUCGACAAGAGGUCCGUCGUCGCGUCGGCGGCGAGGCAGGGGGACGCGGCGCGGCGGGCGAGGUGGGAGGUGUCGGUGCUGUCCGGGCUCGCGCACCCGCACCUCCCGUCGCUGCUCGGGCGCGCCGAGACGGGCGACCUCGUGGCGUGGGCCGUGCCGUACUGCCAUGGCGGGGACCUCAACGAGCUCCGCCACGCGCAGCCCGACCGCGUCUUCUCCCCCGCGGCCAUCAGGUUCUACGUCGCCGAGCUCGUCUCCGCGCUCGCCGAGCUCCACGCCGCCGGGAUUGCGUACCGCGACCUCAAGCCCGAGAACGUCCUCCUCCGCGCCGACGGCCACGUCACGCUGACCGACUUCGACCUCUCCCGGCUGCUCCCGCCCGUCUCCCCCUCCGCGUCCACCUCCACCUCGUCGUCGUCGUGCUCGGCCACGUCGUCGCCGCCGCCGCAGCUGCAGGGACAUGGCCGGAGCCAGCUGAGGCGAAUCUUCGCGAGAAGUGAGUCGUCGGUGGCCGCGACGACAUCGACGUCGUCGCCCGGGCAGUACACCCACAACCUGGCCUGGUUCCUCAAGAGAAGCGACGGCGGCGGCGGCGCCGCCGACCACCUCAAGAAGGCGAAGUCGGCGAGGGUGUCGCCGGUAAGCCGCGGCAAGAAGCAGGCGAGCUUCUGCUCGGCCGCGAGCGCGAGCGGCGGCGCCGCCGCCGCGUGCGAGAGGUCAUUCUCGUUCGUGGGCACGGAGGAGUACGUGGCGCCGGAGGUGGUGCGGGGCGAGGGGCACGAGUUCGCCGUCGACUGGUGGGCGCUCGGCGUGCUCGUCUACGAGAUGGCGUACGGGAGGACGCCGUUCCGGGGGCGGAGCCGGAAGGAGACGUUCCGCAACGUGCUCCUCCGGGAGCCGGAGUUCUCCGCCGACUCGCGGCGGCGGUGGCCGGAGCUCACCGACCUCAUCGCGAGGCUGCUCGACAAGGAGCCCACGAAGAGGCUCGGCUUCGCCGGCGGCGCCGACGAGGUCCGUGCCCACCCGUUCUUCGCCGGAGUCGCGUGGGACUUGCUCGGCGAGCUCUCCCGGCCGCCGUACAUCCCGCCGCCGGCCGACGACAUUGCCGCGUGCGAGGGGUUCAGCGUGGUAGAGUAUUUCAACAAGCUUCACGAGCCUUCGCCGGAGCCGGAGGAGGAGGAGUUGACGGAGUUCUUGCCGGAGUUCUGACGUCCGGUCUCCGGUGUUCCACUCGAACUACAGUAUUUCUCUCUUUUUUUCACUUUCACCUCAAAAAAAAUCAUUAAUUAUGUGAUCCUGUGGUGAAAGGGGUAAACUAAAAUUGAGUAGAAGAGAUUGUACUGUAAAAUUGUGACAUGGUAAGGGUAGGUUUGUGAAAUAAGGGUAACUAUUUCGGUAGGGGACUGUAAAAUCCGAAUCCUUUUCUGCUCACUAGAGGCUAGGGUGACUGAAAAUACUGUACUUCACAAGGGUUAAUCCCUGCAGUCUAAUUGACUACGGUACAGUGUUCGAUUUGUUGGUCUCAGACGCCCGAGCGGAAGCAUUUUCGAUCAGAUAGUUGUAUGUGUUUCGAUAAAAAAAAUUCAGAUAAUUGUAGUUAUUGAUUCUCUCUGCAUGAUGACACAAGGACGAUU
Messenger RNA from Oryza sativa Japonica Group (Japanese rice), 1945 nucleotides. RefSeq names its product serine/threonine-protein kinase UCN. Gene Ontology annotation, molecular function: protein serine/threonine kinase activity; ATP binding. Gene Ontology annotation, biological process: protein phosphorylation. The record is from RefSeq and is a predicted model, not a curated record. Gene Ontology annotation, cellular component: nucleus; plasma membrane; cytoplasm. Lineage: Eukaryota; Viridiplantae; Streptophyta; Magnoliopsida; Poales; Poaceae.